Lindgomyces ingoldianus is the source of this 1176-nucleotide messenger RNA. RefSeq names its product MFS general substrate transporter. Gene Ontology annotation, molecular function: transmembrane transporter activity. The transcript is spliced from 3 exons. The coding region runs from base 1 to 1176 and encodes 391 amino acids. NCBI's taxonomy places the organism in Eukaryota, Fungi, Ascomycota, Dothideomycetes, Pleosporales, Lindgomycetaceae. Gene Ontology annotation, biological process: transmembrane transport. Gene Ontology annotation, cellular component: membrane. The record is from RefSeq and is a predicted model, not a curated record.
AUGGACAAAAAACCCUCCCCAAUCGAAUACCAUGAGCACAAACCCUUAUCUGCCAUCGAGAAAGACCAUGGCGCUGUCUACCUCCUAAACUUCCUCGACAGGGGUAACAUCGGCAACUCUAAAGUUCUGAAUGCCGAAACGAGAGACGACCUAUUACAGCAGACACACAUGACGUCCAACAACUACGCACUCACCGUCACACUUUUCUCGCUCGCAUAUACCCUGUUCGAGGUCCCGAGUAACUGGGUGAUGAAGCAUUAUGUAAGGCCGUCGAUGUGGUUAGGGUUUUUGCUAUUUUGUUGGGGGGUACUGACGAUGGGGUUUGCUGGGGUGAAGAGUUAUGCCAGUGUGGUCGUGUUGAGAUUUUUUAUUGGGGUUUUUGAGGCGGGGUUUUUUCCUGGCGACGCUUUCCUCCUCUGGUUCUGCCUCCCCGAUUAUCCAGCCCGCGCAACAUGGCUGAACUCCUCCGACAAACACUUCGCUGUGUCGCGCCUCGAGUCCCGCGGAGGUGGCUACAACCGAGCCCACGCCUCCCACGAAGAGAUCUUCCAAACUCUCUUCAGCCCGCGCAUGCUCGCCCACUACCUCGCCUACAUCGCCGAUGUCGUGCCCCAAGGCUCCUUUACCUUCUUUACCCCCACCAUCGUCACAGGCCUUGGCUACACAUCCAUUCACGCCCAACUCCUGACAGUCCCUCCCUGGGUCGUGGGAUUUUGCGUCGCUAUCACGCUGUCGUACUCCGCCGACCACUUCGACGCACGAGGCUGGCAUAUCACGACCGCGUCCCUCGUCGGCGGCAUCGGCUGGCUAACUGCAGGUCUCCUCCCUCCAGACGCAUACGGCAAGCGCUAUGGCUGCCUCUGUCUCGCAGCUGCGGGGGCAUUUCCCGCGGCCCCGGCUAUGACUAACUGGGUGACGUGCAAUACCCCCAGUUUCCUGACUAUUCCGCUAGCCAUCGCGCUGCAUAAUUCCAGCGCUGGAAUUGGCCAGAUUAUCGCGCAGUGGAUAUGGAAAGCAGGGGAGGCGAAAGAUGGGUAUCCGACAGGGAACUUUGUGUGUGCAGGGUGUAGUUUUUUUGUGGCAGUAGUGGCGGCGGGGUUGAGAAUUACGUAUGGGGUUAUGAAUAGAAGGGAGGUUAGGGAUGCGAGUGGAGAGAAGAGAGUUUGGGCGUAUUGA